Messenger RNA from Peromyscus leucopus (white-footed mouse), 1470 nucleotides. RefSeq names its product steroid 5 alpha-reductase 2 (gene Srd5a2). Gene Ontology annotation, molecular function: 3-oxo-5-alpha-steroid 4-dehydrogenase activity. The coding region runs from base 201 to 965 and encodes 254 amino acids. Gene Ontology annotation, cellular component: membrane. Lineage: Eukaryota; Metazoa; Chordata; Mammalia; Rodentia; Cricetidae. Gene Ontology annotation, biological process: steroid biosynthetic process. The transcript has 5 exons. The record is from RefSeq and is a predicted model, not a curated record.
CGGGCGAAAUAGGCAUUGAUUGCUUCUAAGCAGAGCCAGGGCGGGCUGCGCCAAGGUGGGAGGCACACCGGAGGGGGGUAGAGCGGGGAGGGAACCCAGGUCCGAAGGGUGGACGCGGGGUGGCGUCUGAUGCUCCCUCCAUAAAGGGCCCGCGCUCUCCGCCACGCGGGCAGCAGCCACCAGCUGUGAACACCGGCGAGAUGACGGUCGUGUGCCACCAGGGCCUGGUGCUAGCAGGUAGCGCCGCUUUGGCUACCAUGGGGACCCUGAUCCUGUACAGAGGGACACCCGGCAGGUACGGGAAACACAGCCAGAACCUGUCGUCCAGAGUUCCCCUCCUGCCAGCACGCGUCGCCUGGUUCCUGCAGGAGCUUCCCUCCUUCGUCGUGUCAGUAGGGAUGCUCGCUUGGCAGCCCCGCUCCCUCUUCGGACAGCCCGGGAACCUGCUGCUGGGUCUCUUCUCCUCACAUUACUUCCACAGAACAUUUAUUUACUCCUUGCUCACCAGAGGGAGGCCUUUCCCGGUGUUAUUCUUUCUGAGAGCCACCGUCUUCUGCAUAGGAAAUGGAUUUCUUCAAGCCCACUAUCUGAUUUACUGCGCAGAAUACCCUCAGGACUGGUACACAGAUGUCCGGUUUAGCUUGGGUAUCUUCCUAUUUAUUUUGGGAAUGGGAAUCAACAUCCAUAGUGACUGCCUGCUGCGCCAGCUUAGGAAGCCUGGAGAAGUCAUCUAUAAGAUCCCACAAGGUGGCUUGUUUACGUAUGUUUCUGGAGCCAAUUUCCUGGGUGAGAUCAUUGAAUGGAUGGGCUAUGCCUUGGCCACCUGGUCCAUUCCAGCUCUUGCAUUUGCAUUUUUCUCACUUUGUUUCCUUGGGAUGCAAGCUUUUUACCACCACAGGUUCUACCUCCAGACGUUUAAGGAUUACCCCAAAUCUAGGAAAGCCCUUAUUCCAUUUGUCUUUUAAGGAACCCCGAUUUUAAGGGACAAAGCUUCUACGGGGGAACCGCCCAGCUGCUGAAACGAUAAACUGUAAACUAUAACUGAGCUGUGUCUUGCUCAUACGUGUACAUAUCAUGAUGUGUGUGGUAACAGGUAUCUUUGUUAUUCCAGUUGCCUGAGGCAUACUGAGUCAUGCCUGCUUAACCUUUACUUCUGUCAGCCCAGGGAGCCCUGACCUAAUUUCCCGUUGGAGCGUCACAGAGGCCCUUCCAUGGAGACAUUUUCUCCUUAGCUAUUCCUUCUAGAAGCUUCCCCAUUCCUCAUUUUUUUUUCCAUUGUAUGAUCUGAAGACAUGUGACUUUUUCUUACUCUGUAUCAAUUUUGGGAAGUUGUUCUGCAGUCAAAACCCUUUGGGCUGACCUAAUGAAAAAUGAAAUCGUAGCAUUUGCAGGAAAGUGGGUAGAACUGGAAAUGAUUAUAUUAAGCAACAUAACCCAACUCAGAAAGAUAAAUACUGCAUGUUUUUCUCA